Trachemys scripta elegans is the source of this 2226-nucleotide messenger RNA. RefSeq names its product myocyte enhancer factor 2B (gene MEF2B). The coding region runs from base 161 to 1408 and encodes 415 amino acids. Lineage: Eukaryota; Metazoa; Chordata; Testudines; Emydidae. Gene Ontology annotation, molecular function: DNA-binding transcription factor activity, RNA polymerase II-specific; protein dimerization activity; RNA polymerase II cis-regulatory region sequence-specific DNA binding. The record is from RefSeq and is a predicted model, not a curated record. The transcript has 9 exons. Gene Ontology annotation, biological process: positive regulation of transcription by RNA polymerase II.
GCCAGUGACAGCGCCGGGCCGAGCCGAGCCGAGCCGGGCCGGGGGCUGCGCUUCGCCUCCUCGCCACCCAGCCGGGGCCGCCGCCCUGCCGGAGCGGAGCAGCCGGGAAGUUUCGGGGCAAAGCCCCUGACCAGCAUCCCCUCAAAACAAGCCGUAAAAAAUGGGCCGGAAAAAAAUACAGAUCAGUCGAAUUUUGGACCAGCGCAACCGUCAGGUGACCUUCACCAAGCGCAAGUUCGGGCUGAUGAAGAAGGCCUAUGAACUGAGCGUGCUGUGCGACUGCGAGAUCGCCCUCAUCAUCUUCAACAGCACGAACCGGCUCUUCCAGUACGCCAGCACCGACAUGGACAAGGUGCUGCUCAAGUACACGGAGUACAGCGAGCCGCACGAGAGCCGCACCAACUCCGACAUCCUGGAGACGCUGAAGCGGAAGGGCCUGGGGCUGGAGAGCCAGGAACUGGAGCUGGACGAAGGGCUGGACCCCACGGAGAAGAUCCGGAAGCUGAACGAGGGGGUGGACCUGACGGUGGCGCGGCCCAGGCUCUACUCAUCAGCCCCUCCGCCCAGCCACGAAGCGGCCUACGCGGGCACACCGCCCUCUGGGAGCGACGGAGGGCUCAGCAGCGCCAAUGGAUCCCCGCAGCACCAGAGCCGCCUGCCUAUGUUCAAGUCGCCAAUCCCCAAGCACGGCCAGCCUUCGGGGCGCUCCCCGGGGCCACUGCCACCAGGCCUUGGCUACCCUCUCUUCUCCCAUGGCAACCUGAACCGAGCCCUGGCUACCAAGACCCCUCCCCCGCUCUACCUAGGGACAGACGGCCGCAGGGUGGAUGUCCACAGCAGUUUGUCCAGCGCCAGGAGCAAUCUGACAUCAGCGCGAUCGCUCUACCCUGGCCUGCAGACGGUGAGCUCAGGGCUGCCCGCCGGCAAUGGCAGCCUGCCAGCCCACGGGCUAGGGGGCUUCCCCUUCCUCUCCUCAAGCCAAGCAGAGUACGGGCCCGGUGAGGCCUCCACGCACCCCGGCUACCUCCAGCCCAACGCCAUCGCCUCCUGGCAGCACCACCGCGACAUGGCAGCCUCCGCGCACCUGCCGCUGGGGGCGGGCGGCAGAAUGCUCCCCACCGAAGAGGCAGCCCCGACCCCCAGCAGCUCGCCCCAGCACCAGGCCAUCAGCAUCAAAUCUGAGCGGGUCUCCCCGGUGGUCAGCUGCAGCUCGGCCACCCCCCAGCAUUCCCUGAGCGGCCUGUCCUCCCUCGGCGACGUCCCCAGAGGCCCCGGGGACCCGCCCCAGCGAGACGAGUAUGCCAAGGCCUAUCACUACCCGCUGGUCCUGUCCCGGCCGCUGGCGGAGGAGCAGCAGGGGGGUGUCCCUAUGCGGCGCCCGCAAGUGAUGGACGUUUGGCAGAGAUAGUGGGGCCGGCUGUCCGGGGUGGGGGGAUGCCCGCGCUGUUUGCGUGUACGUACUGGCAGUGGCAGGCCCAGUGUGUGACAUGCCUCCUCUUCUGCUUGGAAGCACUUGUACCUUUCUCCUGGGGUCCGCUGCAGCCAUGGCUACCCGCAGGGCAUGGCUGAGUGCUGGGGCGAGGGGGAAGUCCCAGAACCCCCUGGGCUGUGAGUGCCUGCGGGAAGCCCCCAUCAGUGCCUGGCCCCAGAGCCCCAUGGGCUGAGAGUGUCUGUGGGGGGGGAGCCCCCUUUGGUACCCUGCCCCAGAACCCCCUCGGCUGUGAGUGCCAAUGGGGAGCCCCCUCUCUCGGAUUGAAAUACAUCCCUACUCUCUUUCCCUCCAACUCUCUGAUUUCAUGUUAAAUGCAUGUCUGGGUGGAAGGUCUGUUCCUCUGAGCUGGGCUGGGACCCCCGUGAGCAAGCCCCUCGCCCUCACCUGCCCCCCACCCUGCUGCUAAUGCCCCAGACCAGCUGCAGAUGCCUUGGAAGCUCCAGUCUCUGGCUGAGCUCCAGGUCUGCUCCUGGUGCCCACGUCAACGCCUCCUCCCUUCCGCUAGCGCCAGUGCAGCGCCCCCGGGGCACAGCCAUGGGGCACGCCAGCGCGGACAGGGCAGGCUGGGAAGGUCUGCAUUAGAGCUGCCCCCCCCGUGGUAACGCGGUGCGGGGAUUCGGCACAGCGCCAGCCUGUGGGAUCCGCAGUGUUCAGGUGCCGCUCGGGGUUAUUUUCUAUUUAUUAUGUUGUAUCCAGCCGCGGGUUCGACCAAUAAAGAUCUGGGUUUGUCCAGC